AUGGUUGCUGAUAAAAGGUAUAAGGAGUUAGAGGCAGAAUAUGAUAUGUGCUUCAGGUUGCCUAUUCUGAAAAUGCAUGUGAAAAUGCUAUAUGAAGCAAGAAGAGUUUACAUUAAGCUGAUAUUUGAAGAUUUUCAGGAUCAAUUUGAAUCAUCCCUUGAAGCUUCUAUAACAAAUUGUGUUGAUAUUGAUGGUGGAAAGAUAUAUACAGUUAUUAGAGAUGGUUACUCUAGAGAACGCCAAGUGAAGAGAGAUAGUGAUGAUAUAGUCUCUUGUAGUUGCAGAUUGUUUGAGAUGAAAGGGGUUGUAUGUAGGCACAUUAUCAAGGUCCUUAGAGAAGUGAUGCAAAUCAAAGAAAUUCCUGAGCAUUAUAUCUUAAAAAGAUGGACAAAAAAAGCUAGAGCUGAAAGUGUUCAAGACAUGCAUGGGCGUGAAAUUCAACCAGACCCUAAGUUGCAACAAGCCUCUUGGUACAGAUCCUUAUGUUCCACCUACAUUAGGAUAUCAAACAGGGCUUCUGAAAAUGAAAAGGCAUACAAAUUAGCAAUGAUACAUGCAGAGAAAUUAGCAAAAGAAAUUGAAGACUUGCUACGGUCUGAAAUGAAUGCUAAUGGGGAUGAGAAUGAACAUACAACUCAAUCUACUCCUAUUGAACAACUCAAUGGUAAUGUGGUGAAUGCAAAGGGACUGAAGAAAAAGGAAUCUUCUAGAGGAAGAAAACGGCGAAUCAAGAGUCAAUUGGAGAUAAACAUGGAAAAAAAUAAAAGACAGAAACAAUCUAGUAAAAAAGCUAUUGAGGUAACUCCUGAUGCAAUGAAUAAUGUAUACAAGGUGACUAUUGAUCCACUAUGUGAUGAAGAGAAUAUUGCUGCUGAUCUAACAUGUAAUGCAGACCAAUUUCUGGAACAAGAUAUAUCUGCAUCUUCACUUAGAUUUCUUGCUUGUAGUCAGGUUCUGCAUCAUUCUGUUUUGUUUUUGUAA
Rosa rugosa (rugosa rose) is the source of this 981-nucleotide messenger RNA. RefSeq names its product protein FAR1-RELATED SEQUENCE 1-like. Gene Ontology annotation, molecular function: zinc ion binding. Gene Ontology annotation, biological process: regulation of DNA-templated transcription. The transcript is spliced from 3 exons. Bases 1 to 981 code for a protein of 326 amino acids. The record is from RefSeq and is a predicted model, not a curated record. Lineage: Eukaryota; Viridiplantae; Streptophyta; Magnoliopsida; Rosales; Rosaceae.